CGCUUGCCAGCCAGAAAUUAGUUGCAUCCUUCUUUUUACUUCGUUGCACACCCUGCUUUGAGAACAAUUGUGGGCCCACAGCGGACAAUGUCCCAUCAUUAUCAUGGCCGCGAUCGACCCCAGGAUGGCUCAGGCAGACCGUCGCAACACCAGUAUGGACAUGGUAGACCACACGGCGGGCCAUUUCGAGGACAUCCACCAGACCGUCAUCAUGGAGGUGGGCUACCCGAUGCAGCACCUGAAAGCUCGGGCAAAGCCCAGGCUGUCCAAGUUUACGCGAACUUAUUCAAGAUAAUAAGAUUGCCUACUAGUAACUAUUACCACUAUCAAGUUUCCUUUUCUCCCGAGGUCAAAAUAUUUCGUAAGAGGCAGGAGCUCAUCCACAAACUCCAGAAUGUCGUUGCAGCGGACGUGUUCUGUGACCGUGCGUUGUAUGAUGGAAAGUAUUCCAUGUAUUUGAGGCGUGUCAUCCAUGCGAAUGUCUCCUUCGUUGUUGAUUUAAGGGAAGGCCGAUCUGCCCAAAGAAGGGCUGAAGGACAACGCGAUGUCCACCGAAUCACACUGACUCGAACGAGCGGGGAGCCUAUCCAGCCCAGCAACCUUGUCCGAGGAAAUUACAUGCAGAGCCAGCUUGACCCCAGUCUUGUGGCCACGUCCACGAAUAUUCUACAGCUCCUCAUUCGACAAGAGACUGACCAAAAAUACACCCACAACGCCCAUUCCUUUUUCUCUCCGGCAUCUUCAAAGACAAUUAAUGGCGGCCUCGAGCUUUGGAGAGGUUUUUAUCAAUCUGUAAGGCCAACAUUACGAGGCAUGGUGAUCAAUGUCGAUACGUCGAUGACGGCCAUGUAUGCCUCCGGGCAACUUAUAGGCGUUGCCCUGAAGUUUCUAGGACAGUCAGAUGUUCGGUCCUUGGCUUUACACCCAGGUGAUACGAAGUAUCAUGCUUUGGAGAGAUUUUUUAAGGGAGUGCGGAUCACUGUCACGAGCCCUGCGACAGGACGGCCCUAUACUAAGACGAUACGAGGACUUCAGGAAGAGGCAGGCCGGUUUGAGUUCAGGAAAGAUGGUAGAAGCACAACUGUAGAGGCGUAUUUUGACGCUCUAAAUCGGAGGAUCAGAUACCCUCACAUUAUAGGACUGCGACUUUCAAGCCAGGAUGCGGAAAACGCUAUCAUCGUACCUGCCGAACUGUGUGAGAUCGUAUCCGGACAGAUGUUUAAAAAGCGGUUGCCCAGCGAUCUGACAAGUGACGCUGUCUCUUUUGGAACUAUUCCGCCGGAUCGAAGGUUGCUAAGUAUCCGUGGUCUCGGAAGAUCCAAUGAGCUACAGUCUCCUAUCGUCGGUUACAACCGCUCGGCCCAUAUAGUUGAGGCGGGAAUGACUGUAUCGACGGAACCUCUGACAAUUGCUGGCACUAUACUUCGACCUCCCAGACUGCAAACGGAUGGGGGGAAUACAGAGCAUAUUGUUCAGAACGGCGCAUGGAAUUACAACAAGGUAGGUUUCGUGAAGCCCGCCAACCUGGAAUCAUGGUUGUUUGUCAAUUUGGACCACAUGCAUAUCAGUGAUGAUAUGCGAGAUACGAAGGCUCGGGACCUUGGAUUACGAUGUGCGAGUCUCGGAAUGAAGAUCAGCCGCCCUUUCUGCUUGACAUUAAAUCCCCGGAAUAUCACAAAUGAACUGGAUAACCAGAUGACCGCAUAUGUCAAGUACCAGCGAGACCGGGGUGUUCAGAAACCUAAAGUCGAUCUUAUUUUAGUUAUAUUGCCUCCAAAAUCAGACGAGGUCCGCUAUGCAGUGAAACAUUGGGGCGACAUCACUCGUGGUAUUCUUACCCAAUGCGUGCGAUCGGAUAAGGUUCUUACAGCCGGGGACCAGUAUUGGGCUAAUGUCGCGUUAAAGAUGAAUGCUCGCCUUGGCGGAUAUAAUUCAGGAAUCCUUUCAGAAAUACUUAAGAACAUGAAAGCGUCGCCAUCACCCGGUCCAUUCAUGAUCAUGGGCGCGGAUGUAAGUCACCCUGGUCCUGGCGUCCUUCGACCAUCUGUGGCCAGCCUAGUCUGGUCCAGAGAUGAGUAUGCGACCUUGUACGCCGCGGAUAUCCGCAUACAGCCUCCCCGAACGGAAAGGAUCGAAGAUCUCCAAGACAUGGUCAAAAGCGCUGUCGAUAAAUUUGCGAAGUUCAGCCAUGUGGGGCCACCGAAGGCUAUUAUCUUCUUCAGAGAUGGAGUAUCCGAGGCGGAGUUUGCCAAUAUCGGUAACUUGGAAAAAGAUAUGAUCGAGGUCGCACUUAGAGAGCUUUACUAUGAACACCGAAACGACCCUCAAUGGAAGAACAAAAAAACACGCUUGACAUUUCUUUUUGUUGUAAAACGGCACCACAUCAAGUUCUUCCCUAUGACUCCGAAAGGGGAACAUCCAGCAGACAGAACAGGUAACGUUAAAGCGGGGUUUGUAACCUCGGAUGAGGAGUUGCGACACCCAUCGUUACCGGACUUCUUCUUACAGUCACAUGGAGCGAUACAAGGAACGUCUCGCAGCGGUCACUAUGUUGUCCUGAAGGAUGAGUAUUUCAGUAAUAACAUUGAAGCCAUUAAACGACUUUCUUUCGAUUUAUGCCAUGUCUACGCACCUGCCUCAAGAUCAGUAUCAAUUCCUGCACCGGUCUAUUGUAAGUUAACAGUUGUACAUUUGUCGAAUGCUUCCGAUAAUCUUGACUGUUCUUUGUUUUGAGAUGCACACGAAGCCUGCCUGAGAGCCCAAUAUCACUUCGACCCGAUGGAUAGUACAGUCCGAUAUGGAAGUGAUAGUGCGACGGAUGCGAGCGAAGAGAGCAUGUUUGAUCUGGACAGGUGGAAACGGGCCUUCUAUCCAGUUCAUCGAAGACUGGAACUCUCAAUGUAUUUUUUGUAACGUCUGGGCGAGCGCCGAUCUAUCGAUGAAAGAUUUAGUACGCGUUUAUUAUAUCUCCUAUUUUAUAGCUUUGUUUGGCGAAAUGCUAGAUAUGUAUUCGAAACAUCUGUGGGCAAAAAUGAACGUUCACGUUGACAUAG
Molecule: messenger RNA, 3053 nt
Organism: Guyanagaster necrorhizus
Lineage: Eukaryota; Fungi; Basidiomycota; Agaricomycetes; Agaricales; Physalacriaceae
Product: Piwi-domain-containing protein
Exons: 23
Coding region: 88-2733 (881 amino acids)
Molecular function (GO): protein binding; RNA binding
Source: RefSeq, a predicted model, not a curated record